Messenger RNA from Dovyalis caffra, 1182 nucleotides. The record is from the annotation of a GenBank genome assembly. NCBI's taxonomy places the organism in Eukaryota, Viridiplantae, Streptophyta, Magnoliopsida, Malpighiales, Salicaceae.
AUGAGGGGACUGAAAUUCGAUGUGGAUGACAUGAAUGUGAAAAUGGCAAACCAAGACCAAACCAAAAUACUUUACAUCAAACAGCAGCUGGCCACCAUAGAUCACACUCCACAUCACCCAGUUUACCCUUUUAUGAUACAGGAGGCAAUUAUGGAUUUAAAUGAAGAAGGGGGAUCAACCAAGAAUUCAAUAUCACAGUUUAUCACGAGAAAGUAUGAUGUUUCUCAGGUUGUUCAUGCGGCUAAAUUAAUUGAGCAAUUAGAGAAACUUGUGAAGAAAGAAGAGAUAGUUUUUACUCCUGAAAACCGUUUUAUGCUUCCAGCUGUGGAUAGUUACCCUCCUGAGUUAAACCAGGGAAAGAGGCAGUUGGCGCAUUGUAAACAGGACAGGAGAAAUAAUAAGAUGCAAAAGGUCUAUGAAAGAAUUGACGUACAGGGAGAUCGGAAUGCAAUUAUGGAAGUAGAAGAUCAACCUGAAAGUAAUAAAAAGAAUGAACCACGAGCACUUCAAAGUGAAGGCAUUGAAAACCAGGACCAUUUACAAGAAGACCGGGUCAUGUCAUCUGAGGAAGAGAGGCUCGAGAUGACAGCUGAAAAAAUUUCUCAAGUCAUUCAAGGACAGUCGAGAUUGAUUGAAGAAGAAAAAUAUAGGCAGCUCGCCGAAGGAGUAGAUGAGGGAAGACAUGGUAAAGAACAAAUCCAAGUGAGUGGAAACAAGGCAGCUGGAGAACGAAGUCAAUUACAACUAGAAGAAGUCCAAGUAACUGAAGUUCAAGUGGGAGCUGAACGUCAAAGUAAAGUAACUGAAGAUCUCAAUAAUGUUGAACAUCUGGAAAAUGAAGGAAUUAACAGCGAAGCUGGACCUCAAAGUUCACAAGAUUUGUAUGCUGAGGAACAUCCUCAUUUAGAGCAAACACAUAUAAGAACCAUUGAUAUGAAGAUUGAAACACGAGGGAAAGAAAUUGAAGUGAUUGGGGAGCGAAAGACGUUGCAAGAAAAAGAUAAUGAAGUGGGGAACAAUGCUACAGAAAUUAGCCAUACACCGGAAUCUUAUGUUGAGAAACCUGAAGAUGAAGCCACGAUCACUAUGCCAAGUUCUUCUCAGACAAGUCAACAGUUGGACCAUCCUGGAUCGUCACUGUUAUUACAUACUAUGAAGGUAAAUGAUGAAAAUUGGACUUAG